AUGGCGGAUUAAUUGCUUCAUGAAAACUUAGUUCAAAACACCUUCAAUCAUCUCAUUUUUCGUAGCUUUAGAUGACUUUAAGCUAGUAAUGGCAUUAUUUAUUGCUUCUUCGUUGUGUAGAAAUACAGCGAGAGCAAGUAUCYGUGGUUGUUAUUUAAAUGCAGCUUCGUUUUCUACACGUUCCUACAAGCCUUUGACAUCUACCUUCACCAAUUUUAUCAGAAAAACACUCAGCCUCAACAAACUCAAAUCAUUUGCAAAGCUUGAAAAUAAGAGUCACCAGCAGAUUUUAUUCAGUGCUAUUGGUGUUGCAGCUGCGAUAAAGACUAAAGGACUUUUUCCAGUUGCUCAUUGUGGCUUGAAAUUAAGCCAUAAAAAUGUGGCUCUUUCAAAAGCAAAAGAUACUGAGAUAACUGAGGAAGCUAAAACUCCACCUAGCUUUGAUUUCAAACUGUUCUUCAAAAUCAUUCUUCCUGAUAUUUGGCUUUUAAUAUUAGCAAGCCUGAGUGCCUUUGCUGUUGCCAUGACGAACAUACACCUUCCUCUAUUGCUAGGCAACCUUGUGAACGUUGUGUCAAAUUUAGCAUCAGAGGACCAUGCAAGGGAUUAUUUCGAAGUGCUAAAAAUGCCUGUUGCACAAUUGUUUGGACUUUAUAUGGCACAGGCAGGCUUAACUUUUGUGUAUAUUUCAAUGUUGUCAUGUUUGGGAGAACGACUGGCUGAGAGAAUGAGGACAGCAUUGUUUGCAUCACUUAUACGACAGGAUAUUUCUUUUUUUGAUGUGCACAAAACUGGGGAAUUAAUCAACAGGUUGACAGCUGACGUUCAAGAUUUCAAGAGUUCAUUCAAGCAGUGCAUAUCCCAGGGUCUUAAGAGUACGACCCAAGUGAUUGGCUGCAUGGCUACAAUGUAUUACAUCUCACCCAAGUUAACUGGUGUUAUAGCAAUAGUCCUCCCUACCGUCAUAAUAUUUGGGACAUUAUUUGGCUCCUUGCUGCGGCGUUUGUCAAGGAGGGCACAAGAACAGGUUGCCAAGGCAACAGCUGUGGCUGACGAGGCACUUGGUAACRUGAGAACUGUGAGAGCAUUUGCAAUGGAAGAGAAAGAAACAGAUUUAUACUCAAAAGAGGUGGGCAAAUCAAAGAUGUUAAAUGAGCUGCUAGGUUUUGGUAUUGGUGCUUUUCAAGGAGGUGCUAACUUAGCUAUCAAUGGUCUCGCACUGGUUGUGUUAUAUGCCGGUGGAUCAAUGCUGGCUGUUAGGGAACUCAGGCCUGGGGAUCUCAUGAGCUUUUUAGUAGCUACACAGACAAUACAAAGGUCCCUUGGUAGUAUCUCUGUUCUAUUUGGUCAGAUUAUUCGUGGAAUGAGUGCUGGUGCCAGAGUCUUUGAGUACAUGGCCAUUAAACCGACCAUCCCAGUCACCGGAGGCAAAAUACUUCCCAUGUCUGAUGUCAAAGGACAAGUAGAAUUCGAAAACAUCACCUUCACRUACCCUACUCGAAAAGGCCAUGUUGUUUUGAAGAAUUUCUCCUUGUCUAUUGAAAAGGGUAAAAUGGUUGCUCUAUGUGGUCCAAGUGGGUCGGGCAAGUCUACUGUAGCUGCCUUGCUAGAGCGAUUUUAUGAAGUAGGUAAAGGUAAAAUCAAGCUUGAUGGCCAUGAUGUGAAGGAUUUAGAUCCCACAUGGAUAAGAGGAGCAGUUAUUGGAUAUAUACAUCAGGAACCGAUCUUGUUUGCUACGUCUAUAAUGGAGAAUAUCAGAUAUGGAAAACCAAACGCUACAGACGAGGAGGUUUACGAGGCUGCCAAGCUAUCCAAUGCUGAUACAUUUAUAAAGCAGUUUCCUCAGGGAUACAACACUGUACUCGGCGAGAGAGGCAUAACUGUUUCUGGAGGGCAAAGGCAAAGGAUUGCCAUUGCAAGGGCUCUUCUGAAGAACCCGCCUAUUCUUAUUCUAGAUGAAGCGACAAGUGCUCUUGAUGCGGAAUCUGAGCGUCUUGUACAGCAAGCAUUAGAUAGACUAACUGAAGGUCGCACGGUUAUUGUUAUAGCACACAGACUUAGCACAAUCCAAGGAGCAGAUAAAAUCGUCGUACUCUCACAUGGGAAGAUUCAAGAGCUUGGCACGCAUCAACAGCUAAUGAAAAAGAAAGGAUUAUACGCUGAACUGGUCAGACGACAGAUGCAAGACGAGGAUGAAGACGAUGAAGAAAUCUAAAAACAAGGCCUGUGUCACACAUUCAUUACUUUCAUAAAUCAAUUCUUGGAGUGCAACCACACGACUCGAAAUCUCUUGAGACAUAAAUAACAAUAAAACAGCCACCAUGUUGGUUGAACUAAUAAGAAAAGCUUAUAAGAAAUGCUUUGUUAUCGUCAACCAACAUGGCGUCUUUUAAGGUGACGUGCACCCCAAGAAUACAUAAAACUGAGAUAUCGUUCGUAAUCUCCCUAUACGAAAUGCUGCAAAUUUAUUUUUUUAAUUCUUUAUUGAUUAUUUAACGUGGAACUUGUCUUCCCGAAGUUUAGAGGAAAAAUGGUAACCAACGCAUCCCGCAUUGAAUUAUGGGUCUAAAUUGAAGUGAUGGCAGCUGACGUUAAUUCCAUGACUCUUUGCGGGGCGAGUUUGUCUCCAGUCUUACUGCACAAUUACUGAAUUCGAUGAUUAAUUCGACUCGUUUAUAAUCAAACUUUUAGGCAACGAUGGAGGUAUGUUUUUCUGCCUUUGCUUUAAUCCAGGGCUCCCUCCAUGGAUAAGUUGAAUCUCACUUUUUAAAAUUCCAAUGCAAUUUUUUWAAAUUAAAAUAGCAUAGUAUCAGCGCAUUGUAAAAGAAACUUGCUGUUCAAAUUCGUGAAUAUUUUCUUCAUUUGACAUGCAAUAGACCCUUUUCGAGUUCCAAAUUACCGCUGUGUUCCUUGAUUACAGACUCAUUUGCUCAGGCUUAGCCUCGAUUUUGUGAAGAAUAUUCACGUGUCU
Messenger RNA from Actinia tenebrosa (Australian red waratah sea anemone), 2971 nucleotides. Its product is annotated as mitochondrial potassium channel ATP-binding subunit. The record is from RefSeq and is a predicted model, not a curated record. Gene Ontology annotation, molecular function: ATP hydrolysis activity; ABC-type oligopeptide transporter activity; ATP binding. Gene Ontology annotation, biological process: oligopeptide export from mitochondrion. Gene Ontology annotation, cellular component: mitochondrial inner membrane. NCBI's taxonomy places the organism in Eukaryota, Metazoa, Cnidaria, Anthozoa, Actiniaria, Actiniidae.